Caenorhabditis sp. 36 PRJEB53466 is the source of this 11762-nucleotide messenger RNA. The record is from the annotation of a GenBank genome assembly. NCBI's taxonomy places the organism in Eukaryota, Metazoa, Nematoda, Chromadorea, Rhabditida, Rhabditidae.
AUGGGUAAAGCACGCAAAGUGCCAACUGGAAAACCAGAGGAACUGGUCGUGAAGGUACGAGAAUGGUUCCAAAAAGAGUUCCAAUCGUACAUUCAAGACGGUAGAAGCUUCCAAAGAUUGGAGUGGAUCACCGACGUCCUGACAGCCGCCAUACAAAAGGCCUCUGUUGGGGACACCCAGGCAAUCGAGAAGAUUGUGAAAAGAUGCCCACCCUUGGAAGUGGAAGAGGGUGAGAUGGCAACGCAAACGGAUCCAAAAAGGAUUCCCAAGAAGGGUAACAGCAACCCGACUGGAGAUGGUGACAGCCGCAAAGGGCCACCAGUCUCUCAAAGGGACUCGUACUGGCAAAAACCGGACGAAGACCUUUAACCAACUGAUCGGCAAAGAAUCGAAGCAAUGCGAGAUCCCGAUCAGUCAACUUGAACAGUUCUUCAAGAAAACCACCUCUGUCACAAAUGUAACAAAAAGAGGUUCUGGAAUCAAAAAAAGUUCCAAAAUCCCAAAGAUAAAAAGUGGGACAGUGGAUUGUAGACCCAUUCACUGAACAGGAAUUGGCAGUUGCUCUUAAGAAAACCAAAGACACUGCUCCUGGAGUUGACGGACUGAGAUACCAUCAUCUAGAAUGGUUCGAUCCUGAUCACAGAAUUCUGACGCCCCUGUACAAUGAAUGCAAGGAGCAUCGGAAGAUUCCAUCACAUUGGAAAGAGGCAGAAACGAUCCUUCUAUACAAAGGAGGAGACGAAUCUAAGCCCGAGAACUGGAGACCAAUCAGUCUCAUGCCAACCAUCUACAAACUAUAUUCGAGUUUGUGGAACCGAAGAAUCCGGUCAGUGAAGGGUGUCAUGAGCAAGUGUCAAAGGGGAUUCCAAGAGCGGGAGGGUUGCAAUGAAAGCAUUGGAAUCCUUAGAACCGCGAUUGAUGUGGCGAAGGGCAGGAAAAAAGAACCUGUCAGUCGCCUGGCUCGACCUUACCAAUGCGUUCGGUUCAGUGCCACAUGAGCUCAUCGAGCACACUCUGGAAAAAGUAUGGAUUCCCAGAAGAAAUCGUCCACGUCAUAAAAAGACAUAUACAAUGGGGCAUCCAUCCGAGUAAAGAGUAAAAAAAUGAAAAAGAGUAACCAGAUCAAGCUGAAUUCUGGGGUGAAACAAGGAGAUCCCAUUUCACCAACGCUUUUCAACAUGUGUCUAGAAGGUGUCAUCAGAAAACACCUGGAUACGUCCUCAGGCCACAAGUGUCUCAAGACAAAGGUCAAAAUACUGGCAUUUGCGGACGACAUGGCCAUAUUGUCUGAUUCCAAGAAACAACUCCAGGAAGAGUUGGAGAGAAUGGAUGAUGACUGUACCCCACUCAAACUCAUAUUCAAACCGAGCAAAUGCGCUAGUUUGAUAAUUGAGAAGGGCAAGGUACGACCUGAAGCACAAAUAAUGCUGAAGGGUGAACCCAUUCGAAAUCUCGCUCCAAAAGACACCUACAAAUACCUGGGGGUCCAAACAGGAGUCGAGACUAGAAUAUCAGAGCUCGAAUUGCUGACCAAAGUCACCAAAGAGCUGGAGAAGGUAAACACAAGCGACCUAACUCCACCACAGAAACUCGACUGUGUAAAAGCCUUUGUGCUACCGAAAUUGACAUAUAUGUACGCCAAUUCGGUACCAAAGAUGACAGAGUUGGGUCAAUUUGCCAACAUGACGAUGAGGGCAGUAAAGGUUAUGCACUCAAUCCCAGUCCGAGGAUCCCCGCUAGAGUAUAUCCAAAUACCAACUAGUAAAGGGGGACUCGGCGUUGCGUGUCCAAGAAUAACCGCAGAAAUCACUUUCUUAGUGUCCACAAUGAAAAAGUUGUGGUCCUCAGACCAGUACAUCCAAAGACUGUACCGGGAAUAUCUGGAGGAAGUGACCCGAAUCGAAACGGGCAAAGAUCAGGUCACCCUAGGCGACCUGGCGGCCUAUCUCAGCAACGAGAUACCAAUCGAUAAAAAAAGGCGUUCGGUUUCAGUUGUUUCACAAGACUACGCGAAGUAUGCAACAGUCUGUGGAAAAAUCAAGUCCGCUCCUUUGCAUAAGGUGAAAAAUUGUUGAGUUCGAAGGUGAAUUGGCAAUCUCCGUACAAGCAAUCGAGAAAGGCAACGAGAGAAUCUUUACCAAAGAGAAUGUAAAGAAACUCCAACAACUGCUAAAAGGAGAAGUGAAUGACGCUCUCUCUCACAGAUUCACGACCGAGAAAGUUGUGAAGAGUGAGGUAGUCCGAGUCAUCCAGCAGUAUCCUCAGUGCAACAGCUUUGUCAGAAAAAGGUGGCAAAGUGAGUCGAGCAGCACACAAAUUUGUGCACAGAGCUCGCCUCAACUUGUUGUCGUGCAACUAUAACACGUACGACAACACAAAGUCAAAAAGAAUGCAGAAGAUGUCAUUAUGAGAAUGAAACUCAGUGGCACAUCCUACAAAGUUGCACUUUCGGACUCCCGAAAAAAAUCACUGAAAGACAUGAUGCAGUGCUCAUGAAAGUGAAAAAAACUCAUCGAAGCUGGUUCAAAGAAAGACUGGAAACUGAAAAAUAGAUCAGGAAAUACCAGGAUUCACCAGACUUCGACCAGACAUCUACAUGAGAAGUCCAGAUGGAAAAAGAAAUCAUCAUGGCCGAUGUAGCCUGCCCAUAUGAGCAUGGUGUGGAAGCCAUGAAAAGAAGCUGGGACAAAAAGGUUCAGAAGUACUCUGACGGUUUCAGCAAUCUCAAGGCUCAGGGCAAAAAGCUUACUGUCCUACCAAUAAUAGUUGGAUCUCUCGGAAGUUGGUGGAAGCCCACAACUGACAGUCUGAAAAAAAGUUGGGAAUAGAGGAUGCAGUGAUCCGUAAAGUGAUUCCUGAAUUGUGUUCUACAGUAUUAGAAUACAGCAAGAACGCUUAUUGGAACCACAUCUUCGGAGACUCCUACACUGAAAUUCCACUCAAAUUCGGAGACGAGAAACCAAAAGGCAACUCCUGGAAAAAGGAAAGAGCAAAACAUGCUCCGACCCUUCCGGGGACGUAGCCGGGUUCGAAGUCAACAUGCCAAAAGACCUGGCUCUGAAUGGACAUGGAUAGGACUGAAAACGAGACUGAUUAAUGGAAUGAGUAACCUGAAAAACCAAUCCAAAUUGAUCGAUAUUGUGAAUUUCCAGGAGAAAUCGCAAUAAAUUUCUUUCAAAUUACCACCUGAUUCCCAAAAAGGAACAGACCAUAGCCACAAAGAUGGCAGCUGACUCUUAAAAGGUGUGAUGACAGGAUCAUAAACACAAGAGUCACAAAAAGGCAUCUAACUAGACAAAAUAGUUGGGUGCCGAUCCCCCCUCUUGAGACUGUGCAAAGAACACAGUCUAGAACAGACGGGAAGACCGAUCUAAACGCACAAAGGUGCCAGGUUGGUAUUACUGUUUCAUGAAGCUUGUUCCCAAAGUUCAGCCUCGCCUUUUUCUCUUUAGUACUUCCUAACCGAGUACGUAGGGUAAAAGAAAGGGUCGAACGGGAAGGAACAAAAAAAGAGCUGAUUGAUCAGAUUCCUCAUUCCAAUGCGAAUGGGAUGGCCGUGAGGCUACAGGCGGGUAACUCAGUCAGAUGCUAGCGAUCUUCGGAUCCAACGGCGCUGACACAACAUGAGGAACCCUGGGUUCGUUGGAGAUAAAAACUCAAAUGGGCUGGAAAUGGCUUAAUCACAAUGGAUGACCACUGCCUUGCAACCACUUAAACCAGUGGGCUAUGCGGGUGGGUCAAUCUGAAAUUGUGUGACCAUAUCCUGACUCGGCAAUAUCUACUCAAGGCUCUGAGAGCAAGUACAUAAUGGCCCUUCCCUACUAUAAACUCCCAAGCAAUUGGUGGCCCCGUUCGGCGGGUAAUUACCACUGUUGCGCCCCAGGCUCGCCCGGCGAAUUUUCGUCGCUGCAACCCACUCUUGGCGUAUUCUGUAAACGUCGUCGUCAACUAACAUUUUUGUCCCGCCUCCCACUGGGUGGUUUCCUGUUAACCGGAUGUCUUCAGAGCACAAACCAGCUCUCGGAGCAUCACCCCCUGGCAAUGCCACCCUGUCCCUUCAUGUAAAUACAAAUUAUUCGGUCCUUUUGACCGGCCAUAUUCGUAUUUCAUGUCAAAUAACUUCAUGUCAAAUAACUAACUCCUUGUUCGAUGUCGUCUACAGCCCCGUUCCCUGCUCUGUUCUUCCGUAUCUGGCUGGCUUGAUAGUCGCAAAGCACGGUUUGCGACGGUCGUCACCAGAUACAUUCGUGGAGUGCAGAGAUCACGGAAUGAAGCUAGAUGUGCCUGUCCCUGGGCCGAUACAGGUUCCUAUGAAUCCGUGCGUACGUGAUAGCCACAAAAUUCGGUCUGAAAUUCGGUUUCGGACGCUUUUUGUGGCGACCCGGUCCAUGCCAGGCCGUGAGCAACAGGCAAUUAAGAGAAUCAGUAUGAAACAGCUCUCCGGAUGCUGCCCUUCUUCUGAUAGAGACCCCCGAGUGUCCCGGUGCGGUGACGAUCAGUCAAUGAGCGGUGCGUUGCGAAAUAUUGAUUUUUGCCAACGGCCGCCGAUCGAUCGAUCACCGCGCUCAGACGCCCGGAAAAAGAGAUUUAUGUGUCCAUGCCACAAAAUUCGGUCUGAAAUUCGGUUUCGGACGCUUUUUGUGGCGACCCGGUCCAUGCCAGGCCGUGAGCAACAGGCAAUUAAGAGAAUCAGUAUGAAGCAGCUCUUCGGAUGCUGCCCUUCUUCUGAUAGAAACCCCCGAGUGUCCCGGUGCGGUGACGAUCAGUCAAUAAGCGGUGCGUUGCGAAAUAUUGAUUUUUGCCAACGGCCGCCGAUCGAUCGAUCACCGCGCUCAGACGCCCGGAAAAAGAGAUUUGUGUGUCCAUCCAGAUUCACAAAAAUGUACACGAAUUAUGCGGCCAAGAAUGCUAUGGGAAUCCGUGGUUACUUGUUGGCAGAGAUGACACCAAAAGAUUUUCACCGACCUUCCGGUGGGGAACGCAUGAUUGUGAUGAGAUUCCGGCGGUUUACCGACGGAAAACAAAGGACUAAGAGAUUUUCAGACGUUCACGGAGCUUUCUUUAGGGAAAAGCCCCCUGUUCGGACGAAUGCCAUGAGUAUCGAUUGGUCGCCGGCGAUGGCGGCCGAAAGAGACGAAAAGCCUGAUAAAAGAGUGGUCAAAUUCUGGAAAUUUCAGGUGUUUUAUGAAAAGAACUUUGACUCUGUCCAAGUAAAGAAAAAGAAAUGUGAGUCUCCUGCUAUUCUUCAGAAUCGUGGGAGGAAAAUCGAUAAAACGAGCAAAAACUCACGGAAAAGACCUGUCAUUUUCGCGGAAAAUGAUGGGAAUAUGAAAAAGAAUAUGAUUCAGACGAGCCUCGUGUACACCUGUGGGGAAAAAUCGAAUCGGGCUGCUCCGCGGCCCAUCUGUGGCGGUCCAUGGCGCCCAUUGCCAGUGGACCGUCCCUCUUGCCAAAACCGGCGAUCCGAGUGUUUCCUGCUGGUGAAAAAGUGCUACGAUGGUUACCUGAAACAAAAAGAGAAAGAAAGACCCAUGUGUCCCGGAAAGCGUGAAAAAUUUGACAGACUUUUCGAAGAAAUCCGAAGUUUUGAUCGUUUUUCUGGGUUUCGCAACUUCUCGAGGAAAAUUGCGUACGGUUACUCAAUACUCUGGAAGAAAAAGAACGAAACACUUAGUGUUAAUGACCACGAAUUAUAUGAGCCUGGCAAUGGAGUGAAAGCACUGGCGGGACGCGAAAACUCUGAAUUCUUCCGCACAUGGGGGCGGAGGACCGAGUCUUCCCCGGAAAACACGUCAGACAGCUCUGAAUUCCAGGAAAAGCAUGCAAUGAAUACGGCGAGGAUCGGCUUCCAGACGAGCUCUGAAAAAAGCGUGUGGAAAAAGCUAAAAAGAAAUGCGCAACAGAAGAAGAACGGCGGAGAAGGCGCAACACGCGUGUCGUCUAUUUCUCCGCUCUCUCGCCCUGCCGGCAUCGAUCGGCCGCGGGGUUUUUUCUCGGCCUCGGAAGGUGGAAACCGCGAUGUCCUGAAUGAAAAUAUGAGGGAAAGGAAAGAAAGCAAAGUUAAAGAGAAUACUGAAAGACAAAAGAACCAGAUUUGUCCAGAAAAUGAGCUGAAAACCAAACACCUGAGCGUUUGGCGAGACCUUCAGCGAAAACCUAAAUUUCUAGAUGAAAAUGAACUUAAAAGCCACGCUCAUGGGGCAAAUGAUGAUGAAGACGUGGGGAAUGAGAGCGAGGCGGAGGCUUCAGGCUCGUCGUACCCACGGCCCUUCCGAAGCAUGGUACCUCUGGUCGGUGGGGGUAAAAAUGAUGCGGAGGGUGAAGAAAAAGAGCAAAAAGAUGUGAAAAUGAGUGAAGAGAGCAUCGUCCCCGCAUGCAAAGAAUACAAGAAGAUGGUGAUUGAGAAGCAUGAGGAUGCCAAAACAAUUCUCGUACGGAUCCUGUACCCCUUCAACGGCCGGUACGAAUGCUGCAUGAGUGGGUGUAUCACGGCCUCAUUGGUCGGCUUUGGGGCAGAUGAUCUCAAAUACAUGACAAAACAUAUAGAGCAAAAGCAUGGUCUAAAAGUGAGAUGGUCCUACCAAUGUUCUUUGUGCUCGGAAAAGGCUCCGAAGGACAGCACAAAAGCCACUAGGUGGGUCAGAGAGCACGCCCUCAGCGUGCACAAAAUGGUUGCAAAACCGAGAAUAGCCUCGUCCAAAGGCACAGGCAAAAAGAUCGCAGACAGGAUGAAUGAAUCCGUUCCUGGAAUUGCGGCCAGAAAGAAAGACCCGAAGGUUACUAAAAACAGUGAAAAUGUUCUGAAGACCCCGGAAAAGAUCAUGAAGUUGGAGCAGAAGAUCCAGACGCGCUCAGUGAGCAAACACUUGAGUGCCCUGAAAGAAUCUGUCAAAAAGAAAGAAACUGAGAAAGAAAAAGAGCCAAAAACGGCGAUACCAAAGCCCAAAUUGGCAUCCAUCUUUGAGCAGAACGACGCAAGACGGUCGGCUAGAAGAAGUCUGGCAGCGGCCCUGAAGGCCGAGGACAGUCCGAAAGUGUGCAAAGAGGCUCAGGAUAGCCCGAAAGUUGAGCUAACAGCCGCUCAAAGAGUGAAAGCCGCGAGGGAGACGACGAGCCGGAGCUCUCGGCUGUCAAUCCAGAGCAGAAGGAGCAUUCCCUUCGGGAAACCACCUGAAAAGGCGGAAAAUGCCUCGGAUGCGCUGGAAGAAUCGCAGAAAGUCGUCGUGAAAGACAAAAAGAGUGGGAACUCAGGAUCCCGCGGCCAAGAAAAAGAGAAAAGCAAGGAAAUGAAAGUACCGAUGAUAACGUUGGAUAGUGACGAGAGUCUGAACACAACCGUCACUGUAGCACGUCCCAGACGCUUCAACGCGUGGUGCCUGGAGCAUGAGACCACCCAGGAAGCCUGGCUCGCCGAUGACGUCAUUAUGUACUACAUGACCGCGUUGGUGGCAAAGACACGUGAGUACCAGAUCAUAGAUCCGGUCCUCUGGGCUGAAGCACAACAUGGUCCAAACUACAUCACAGGGAUGAUGCUUGGGUCGGCAAAAUACUUCUUUCCGAUCUGCGAGGGAAACCACUGGAUCCUAGUGGUCAUGGACAAGGAGAGACUCUGGUAUGCAAAUUCCCUGGGUCAUGAGCCCACAGGCAAAGUGAAGAGUUUCAUAGAAAAGACGAACAAAAAGAGAAUGCACUUUGAUGUGCCGGUUCCUCUCCAGAAGGACUACGUGAACUGUGGAGUACACGUAUGCCUGAUUGCAAAGUCAAUCAUGGAAAGUGAAUACUGGUACUCAGAGGAUGAUGUGAAGACUUUCCGAGGGAAAGUGAAAGAGAUGCUCCGGAAAGAGGGGUAUGAGUUGUAUUCCGAAAGAUACUUUGCCCUGGACAAAUCCAAAGCUGAGGAUUGGGAAAAGGAGUCAAUGGAAUACAGUGAGCAGGAGAGCAGGAAAGAGGAGAACAUGAAACGGAGCGCGGAGGAUGAAAAUAGUGUACUGGAGGGGACCAUCCCAAAUCAGAUGGACUUUCCACCUCCAAAUUCACUGAAAAAGCCUCUGGGCAAAAUUAAGUGGAACCUCCCUGAACUGCCCAACUACUCGCAAAAAGACAAAAGCGGGAAAGAAUUGACCGUUCCGAACACGCCAACACAUGCAGAGUGUACUGAAAGAAUGGCCGACGGGCGAAGUGAAGAUGUGAGAACAGCUGGACCAGAAAGGACCAUCCCAAAUCAGAUGGAAAAUUCACUUCCGGUCCCGCCGGUUGAGCAUCGGAACAAGCCAAUCGGCGUCUCUGAAAAUGAGUCAGAAACUCGUGAUGAGUUGGAAAGGGCCAAGGAUACAAAGAAAUGGUCUUCUAUGAACCGUCCAGGGUCAGAUUAUGGAAGGCUAGACGGUUUCAUCAUGUUAAAAGAACAGGACCAGAGGGUGUCUGACGUGGCAGAUGAGCAGGGUGAGGAGGCAGAAGCCAGUGGAAUGGGAGCGACCAUCACAAACCAGAUGGAACUUUCGCUCCCCGGGCCAUUGGCCGAGCAACCAAGCGGGCUCAUGGUCAUCUCGGACACUGCGAGUGGUCCCACCAAGUUGGACACUGAAGAGGAACGAUUUGGAACGGCAAUCGGCCCCCAGAUCACAAAGCUGUUGGUAAAGCUGGAGAAAGAAGAGGUUGAGUUUGAGAAAUCACAGGGGUUGGCCGAUCGUGGGACCAUCCAAAAGUUGAUGGAACUGGAGCUGGAGCCUCCUCCAGACACCGUCCGAAAGAAACAAGAGAAAAAGAUGCCGAGACCACCGAAAAGGAAAGUUCCAGAGGGGGUUCCUGACAAGUUGGUGGUCCAAGUGAGAGAAUGGUUUGAGAAAGAGUUUCAGUCCUACCUCCUAGAUGGAAGAAGUUUCCAGAGACUGGAGUGGAUAUCGGAUGUGCUCACGGCGGCAAUCCAGAAGGCUUCCGAUGGAAAAUCCGAGGAUAUUGAGCACAUCCGCAAACGAUGUCCGCCGCCGGAAAGAGAAGAGGGUGACAUGUGCACACAGACGGAGACUAAGAAAAGAUUACGAGAAAAGAGAAGGAAAAGUGGGGAUGCUCCGAAAGUGGAUAUCACCCCAAUGAGGGACCUGUACUUUCAGAACAGAUCAAGGGCCUACAAUAGAAUUGUGGGAAACACGUCAAAGCAAUGUGAAAUUCCGAUGGAAAAGCUCGAAGAGCACUUCAAGGGUACCACUUCGGAGACCAAUGUCCCAAGGGAGGUACUCGAAGAAAAGUGCUGGAAGCUCCCAAAGUUGCACAUCGGAGAUUGGAUCGGAGAAAAGUUCAGCGCAAAGGAAGUAAAAGAAGCGUUAAACAAAACAAAAGACACGGCUCCAGGCGUCGAUGGGCUCCGGUACCACCAUCUGAAAUGGUUUGAUCCGGACCUGAAGCUGCUGACACAGUUGUACAACGAGUGCAAGUGGCACCAGAAGAUCCCAACACACUGGAAAGAGGCCGAAACUAUCCUUUUGUACAAAGGUGGGGAGGAAAUGAGAGCGGACAACUGGAGACCCAUCAGCCUGAUGCCAACGGUCUAUAAGCUGUACUCAAGCUUGUGGAACAGGAGGAUCCGAGCGGUUGAAGGGGUGAUGAGCAAAUGCCAGAGAGGUUUCCAGGAAAGAGAAGGAUGCGCAGAAAGUAUUGCCAUCCUACGAACGGCCAUUGAUGUGGCAAAGGGCAAAAGGAGAGACUUGUCAGUUGCAUGGCUCGACCUGACAAAUGCCUUUGGCUCGGUGCCUCAUGAGCUCAUCGAGUACACGCUUGUGGCCUAUGGGUUCCCAGAGGAAGUGGUGAAGAUAGUGAUGGAUAUGUACAAUGGUGCAUCUAUCCGAGUGAAGAGCAGAUAUGAGAAAAGUGAGCCGAUUCUGAUCAAAUCGGGCGUAAAACAGGGAGAUCCGAUCUCUCCAACACUCUUCAAUAUGUGUCUGGAAAGUAUUAUAAGAAAGCAUCUGGCGACGGCAGCCGGCCACCAGUGUCUAGGAACCAAUGUGAAAGUGCUGGCGUUUGCGGACGACAUGGCAAUCCUGGCGGAAUCCAGAGAGCAGCUCCAGAGAGAGUUGCUCAAGAUGGAUCAGGACUGCACACCGUUGAACCUCAUCUUCAAACCGUCCAAGUGUGCCAGUCUGAUCAUUGAAAAAGGGAAGGUGAACAAACAAUUUGAUAUCCUUCUGAAAGACCAAGCGAUUCGGAACCUGAGUCAGGCAGAUACUUACAAGUACCUUGGAGUUCAGACCGGACUCGAAUCGAGAACCACAGCAUUGAAUCUUCUGAUCUCAGUGUCAAAAGAGCUAGAAAAGGUGACUCUGAGUGAUUUGGAGCAGCACCAAAAGUUGGACUGCGUCAAAUCAUUCGUCCUUCCGAAACUCACCUACUUUCACGGCAACUCGAUGCCAAAGCUACAAGAAUUGAGCGAGUUCUCGACGGUCACUAUGAGAGCAGUGAAAAUGUUCCAUGGUAUACCAAUACGAGGAUCACCAAGAGAGUAUGUCCAGCUCCCGAUCAGUAAGGGAGGACUAGGAGUACAAUGUCCAAAGAUAUCAGCGUUGAUAGCUUUUCUGGUCUCAACAAUGAAAAGAUUAUGGUCAGACGAUCAGUACAUCAAAAGGUUGUACACGGAUUAUCUGAGAGAGGCGGCAGAGACUGAGACCGGAAUCAACAAGAUUACGGUAGCUCAAAUUGCCAGGUACUUAAGUGACGACAUGAAAGUUGACCGGAAAGCCUUCGGCUACAACUCUUUCAGUCGGAUAAGGGAAGUCUGCAGGAAUCUCUGCAAAAACAAGGACGCUCCACUGCACGAGUUCAGAGUUAUCGAGCAAAAUGGCAAGCUGGCGAUCAGUGUUCAGGCCACUCGCGACUCAAAAGUGAAUGUGUACACGGAAGAGCACAUGAAAAAGCUUCAUCUUUAUCUGAAAAGUGAAGUAAAUGCAGGGCUCCUGUACAAAUUCAAUGUAGUGAAACCAGUAAAAAGCGCGGUGUGCAGAGUGAUCCAACAGCACCCCCAGAGCAACAGAUUUGUAAGAACCGGUGGAAAAGUGAGCUUUGCAGCCAAAAAGUGGAUCCAUCGAGCCAGGCUAAACCUGUUGACGUGCAAUUACAACUCAUUUGCAAAUGCGGUCACCAAAGAGUGCCGCAGAUGCGGCUACGAAAAUGAGAGCCAAUGGCACAUACUCCAGACGUGCAAAUUUGGACUUCCGAAGCUCAUCACCGAGAGACACGAUGCGGUUCUGUUCAAGGUGAAAAAGCUCAUCGAAAAAGGUUCGAAGAGCGAGUGGAAGAUGAGCAUUGACCAGAUCAUCCCGGGACCAACGCUUCUGAGGCCGGACAUUUGCCUGUGGUCCCCCGACAAAAAGCAUGUGAUCAUGGCAGAUGUCAAGAUCCCGUAUGAAAAUGGAAUCGAAGCCAUGGAAAGAGGAUGGAAUGAAAAGGUUGACAAGUACGAGAAGGGGUUCAGCUACCUGAAAAAGUGUGGAAAGACCCUCAAAGUACUCCCUAUUAUAGUUGGAACUAUGGGAACCUGGUGGUCCCCCACGUCCAAAAGCCUAGUGGAGCUCGGAAUCGCGAAAAGCACUGUGAACCGAGUCAUCCCGGAGAUUUGCGCUCUAGUGAUGGAGUACAGUAAGAACUGCUACUGGAAUCAUAUAUUCGGAAACGAAUAUAAACAUGUUCCAUUUAAGUUCGGAGGCGAAAAACCCGAGGGUAAUGGCUGGAAGGCAAUACGAGCAGAAGAUGCUUGCGUCCCGCCAGCCAUCUGA